Molecule: messenger RNA, 915 nt
Organism: Scomber japonicus (chub mackerel)
Lineage: Eukaryota; Metazoa; Chordata; Actinopteri; Scombriformes; Scombridae
Product: trace amine-associated receptor 1-like
Exons: 2
Coding region: 1-915 (304 amino acids)
Biological process (GO): G protein-coupled receptor signaling pathway
Cellular component (GO): membrane
Molecular function (GO): trace-amine receptor activity
Source: RefSeq, a predicted model, not a curated record
AUGGAACCAGAAUCGACUGACAACAGUAUCUAUGUCGUUAAUGGCAUGCAUCCUUGCUAUGAAUCACAUAAUACAUCUUACAUAUUUGCAAGCAACCCUUCAAUAAUAUGUCUAUUGUUAUAUAUUUUCCUUGGGUCGUUGUCUGUUGUGACAAUAUGUGGAAACCUUCUUGUAAUAAUCUCUGUCAUUUACUUCAAACAGCUCCACAUCCCUACUAACUACCUCAUCCUCUCUCUGGCUGUGGCUGACCUGCUUGUUGGUCUUUUAGUCUUUCCUUUCAGCAUGGCCUUCACUGUAACUUCAUGUUGGUAUUAUGAAGGUUUAUUAUACAGAUAUUAUGCAGUGUGUCAGCCUCUCUCUUAUAAACGUAGAAUAAAUGAUUGUGUUACUGGUGUAAUGAUCUUUGUGAGCUGGGGUGUUUCUGCAAUGAUUGGAAUUGGCAUUAUAAUUGCAGGAUUCAAUCAAGGAAAAUGUGAAGAAAGUUGUUUAAUUGAUGCUCUAAUAUCAACCACUCUGGCAUGUAUUUUUUCCUUUUAUAUCCCAGUGAUCAUAAUGCUCUGCAUCUACCUGAAGAUUCUUCUUGUAGCACAGAGACAGGCACGCAGCAUCCAGAGCACAAAGUAUGGAUCAACAGUCAGUAAAAUGGAGAGAAAGGCCACCAAAACACUUGCUGUAGUUAUGGGAGUUUUUAUUUUAUGUUGGACUCCCUAUUUUCUUUGUAUCAUCUUUCAGCCUGUAACACAUGAUCAAACUCCAAUUGCUGUGGUAGAAACACUUAACUGGCUUACAUUGUCUAAUUCCAUGCUCAAUCCAUUUAUUUAUGCUUUCUUUUACAGCUGGUUUAGAUCUGCCUUUAAAUUGAUCAUUUCUGGAAAAAUAUUUCAAGGUGAUUAUACCAACUCAAAACUCCAUUGA